CGGGCCGCCUGCCGCCCGGCCUGACCGCACCCCCCGGCCUCCAACCCCCCCCCCCGCCCCCGCCGGGCUGGCCGCCGCGGAGCCGGCGGGCGGAGGAGGCGCGGGGAUGGAGGGCGAUCGGCUGGAGAGCCCGGCUACCAUUAAGGGUAUCGAAAGAGAGCUCAUCUGCCCGGCAUGCAAGGAAUUAUUCACCCAUCCACUGAUCCUUCCUUGCCAGCACAGUGUCUGUCACAAAUGCGUGAAAGAAAUACUCUUUGCAUUUGAAGACUCUUUUGCUGAUGGAGGCUCUGAAUCCUCUAAUCAGAGUAGCCCUCGAAUUAAAAUCUCUUCUUCUAGCAUGGACAGAAUUGACAGGAUUAAUAGAUCAGCCUCACAGAGGAGGUCUUUUGGGUGGAGAGGAUUUGGUGUCUACACAGGCAGAAAACGCAAUUCACUGACUCCUAGAUCGAGUCUGUUUCCUUGUCCGGGUUGCCAGCGUGAUAUUGAUCUUGGAGAACGUGGCAUCAAUGGCUUAUUUCGCAACUUUACUUUGGAAACCAUUGUGGAAAGAUACAGACAGGCAGCCAGGGCAGCCAUUGCUAUUAUGUGCGAUUUCUGCAAACCUCCACCUCAAGAGUCCACAAAAAGCUGCAUGGACUGCAGCGCAAGCUAUUGCAAUGAGUGUUUCAAAAUACACCACCCUUGGGGAACUGCAAAAGCCCAGCAUGAAUAUGUAGGACCAACCACCAACUUCAGACCCAAGAUUUUGAUGUGUCCAGAACAUGAAAUGGAGAGGGUAAACAUGUACUGUGAAAUUUGCAGAAGGCCUGUUUGUCACCUUUGUAAACUGGGUGGAUGUCACGCAAACCAUAGAGUAACAACCAUGAGCACUGCCUACAAAACCCUUAAGGAGAAGCUUUCAAAAGAUAUUGAGUACCUCAUCAGUAAGGAGAGCCAGGUGAAGGCUCACAUUACCCAGCUGGAUCUGUUGCAGAAAGAAACAGAGUGCAACAGUGAAAGAGCUAAAGAAGAAGCAUUUCAGAGUUUUGAGAAAUUAUCUCAUGUCCUGGAAGAGAAGAAAUCUGCAGCUCUUAGGGCAAUUGAAGCUUCUAAGAAUUUAAGGCUGGAAAAAUUGCAGAUGCAAGCAGAAGAAUAUCAAGGGCUCCUGGAAAAUAAUGGCCUUGUAGGAUAUGCUCAAGAAGUGCUCAAAGAAACUGAUCCAUCUUGUUUUGUUCAAACAGCAAAACAACUUCAUGUCAGAAUCCAAAAAGCCACUGAAUCUCUGAAGAGCUUCAGGCCAGCAGCUGAAACUACUUUUGAAGACUUUGUGGUGGACACAGACAAGCAAGAAGAGAUCCUUGGUGACUUGUCCUUCCGUUCCAAUGGUCUAGAAAUACCACAAAUCAAUGAAGAGCACAGCAGAAUGUACAACAAAGCUCUGAUCAGUUGGGAAUGCCCUGGGAAGACAGAUUCAGCUGAUAUCUAUGUUCUUGAAUAUCGUAAGCUUAAUAGAGAAGAGGAGAGUGCGACGUGGCAGGAGGUCAAAGUUUGCAGCAAGAGCAAAGUGAUAUCUGAUCUUGAUGACGACAGCAGCUAUGCCUUUAGAGUUCGAGGAUAUAAAGGGUCCAUCUGUAGCCCUUGGAGCCGAGAAGUUAUUUUGCGUACACCUCCAGCUCCAGUUUUCAGUUUUCUUUUUGAUGACAAAUGUGGGUACAACAGUGAACGUCUCCUGCUGAACACAAGAAGAACCUCUGUGGAAAGCAGGGCUGGAUUUCCUCUACUACUGGCAUCUGAGCGCAUGCAGGUUGGAUGCUACACAACCCUGGAUUACAUCAUUGGUGACACUGGGAUUGCCAAAGGGAGACACUUCUGGGCUUUUCAUGUGGAAACCUAUUCAUACCUGGUGAAAGUGGGAGUUGUUUCUAGCAACAAGAUACAGAAAUUGUUCCAUAAUACCCAUGAUGCGACCAGCCCAAGAUACGAGCAAGACAGUGGUCAUGACAGUGGGAGUGAAGAUGCCUUCUUUGACUCAUCACAGCCUUUCACACUGGUCACUUUAGGCAUGAAGAAGUUCUUUAUCCCCAUGACACCUGCUGGCCCUAAGGAUCCGGCGAGCAGAAUCCUUCCCCUGCCAUCGUGCUUGGGCAUCUGCCUCGACUGUGACAAAGGAAAGGUGGGGUUUUACGACGCAGGCCGUAUGAAAUGCCUUUAUGAAUGUGAGGUGGACUGCUCUGGCAUAAUGUACCCAGCGUUUGCCUUAAUGGGUGGCGCAGCAGUUCACCUUGAGGAAGGUGUCACAGCAAAGUACGGGGAGUACCAUGAUGACAUCUAGUGCUGUAAUCUCUUCCCACUGCUGUUCUGAAAUGGAAGACGAAAGCAGAAGGAUUCUACCUUAGUUUCCAGUCCUGAUUAGUUACUUUCUACCUACGUGUUGCUUACAAGCCUCUAGGCCGUGCUUUUUUUAAACAAACGGUCCAGACACUUCCUGCACCAGUGGGAAGUGUUUUUCCAGGAACUCUCCUGCCUUUCUUGUGAUCUGUGCAAUGCUGUCCUCCACAGACUUCCUUCCCAGGGUGAAGCAGGGAAGAAGUUUGACUAGCAACCAAAAUUACUCUUCAGGGUAGAAAUCUGCCUUUUCUGUAAUUUAAAUCCGUACAUAGUCAGUUUUGCAAUUAAUGAAGUCAAAGCUGACAGCGUGUGAUUGCCAUUCUCCUUUUAAGAAAUCUGCCUGAAUGCCUCUGAGGGAUCAGAUGUUUUCCAGUUAAACCCUGAGCAUCAGGGCUUGGGCCUUUUGGCAUGAAAUAACAUCUGCAAGAAUACAAUAUAAAGCAGGGAGAAAACAGAACUGCAGCUGAAUGUUUAGGUUAUAUUUGGAAAGAGGAGGGUAAACUAGAAUUUGAUUGCAUGUCAUAUACCUUUAAUGUGACUGUAAGCUAAAACUAAUUCUGACACCUGGUGUUAUAUAGUUGGUGGCAUAAUGGUAAGUUUCUUUACUUUUCCAGGCUUUUACUAUAGGCUAUAUAAAAUAUAUAAAGUGCAAUUCUACCUUAAACAUCAGAUUUUAGAGUCCAAAAUCAGAAGUGUUUGCAUGUGUGAGUAAUAGUACCUGUUAUUUAGGCAAAAAAUCAGGUAUUUCUAUUAAUACUUAUUUCUGUAAGUUAAUUUUUUGAUCUAGUAGUAGCUUGGUUUUUUUUAGUAAGAAUGUUAAAAAUGCACUGAUUAAGUUUUGAGACCCAAUUUCUGCCUUAAAGGAUGUCUCACCUCAAAUUUAUGUUCCUCUCAUGUUAAAAACUGUAUCACAUAGUAGUUUUUCAUAGAAUUGUAGAACCACAGAAUGGUUUGGGUUGGAAGCAACCUUUAAGAUCAUCUAGUCCAACACCCCUACCAUGGGCAGCGACAUCAUUCACUAGAUCCAGUUGUUCAGAGCUCCCUCCGGCCUGACCUUGAACACUUCCAGGGGCGGGACAUCCACAACUUCUCUGGUCAACCUGUUGCAGGGUCUCACCACCCUGAUUGUUAGAAGUUUCUUCUUUAUAUUUAAUCUAAAUCUACCCACUUUCAGUUUAAAACCAUUGCCUCUUGUCCUGUCUCUACAGGCCUUAGUAAAAAUUCUCUCUCCAUCUUUCUUUUAAGCCGUCUUUAUAUGUUGAAUGGCUGCAAUGAAGUCUCCUUGGGGCCUUCUCCAGGCUGAGCAACCCCAACUCUCAGCCUUUCUUCAUAGCAGAGGUGUUCCAGCACUCUGAUCAUUUUUGUGGCCCUCUAGACCCGCUCUAUGCUGAGGGACCCAGAGCUGGAUGCAAUACUCCAGGUGGGGUCUUGAGAGAGCAGUGUAGAAGAAUCACCUCCCUUGCCCUGCUGGCCACUGAGCAGUCCAGGAUAUGUUUGGAUUCCUGGGCUGCAAGUGCACAUUGCUCGUUCAUGUCCAAUUUUUCAUCCAGCAGGAUCUCCAGGUCCUUCUCUGAAGGGCUGCUCUCCAUCCACCAGUCUGUAUUGGUAAUGGGAGUUGCCUGGACCCAGGUGCAGGACCUGGUGCUUGGCCUUGUUGAACCUCAUGAUGUUCACAUGGGCCCACGCCUCAAGCCUGUCAAGGUUCUUCUGGAUGGCAUCCUUUCCCUCAAGCGAAUAAACUGCUCAGCUUGGUGUCAGCUGCAAACUUGCUGAGGGAGCACAUUGUCUAUGCUGUUACUGAUGAUACUAAUAAUAUUAGUGACGGUACAGACCCUUGAGGGACACCACUCGUUACUGGUUUCCACUUGGAUGUUGAGCUGUUGACUGUAACUCUUUGGACAUGGCCAUCCAGCCAAUUCCUUACCCAUUGAACAGUCCAUCCGUCAAACCCAUAUCUCUCAAAUUUAGAGGUAAGAAUGUUGUUGGGGAUUGUAUCAAAAGCCUUACAGAAGUCCAGGUAUGUGACAUCUGUAGCUCUUCCCAUGUCCACUGAUGUAGUCACUCCAUCACAGAAGGCCACUGGAUGAGUCGGGCAUGGUUUGCCCUUGGUGAACCCAUGUUGGCUGCCUCUGAUCACCUCCCUGUCUUCCAUAUGUUUCGACAUACCUUCCAGGUGGAUCUACUGCAUGAUCUUACUGGGCACGGAGGUGGACUGCAUCUGUUUAUAGAAAUCUACGUAAAAAUAUGUUUGGGUACUUGCACUGUUAACUUGUGUUGUGGAAAAAUAAGGAUCUAAAGUGAAGGAUGUUUCUAAUACAUACUUGGUGCUUUCUAAUUUGGGGAUAUGCUUUCUAAUUUGGGGAUAGUGUUGCAUCUUGAUGAGUGUGUGUGAAUUAUGCUUACUAAAUACAUGUAUACAACUGUAGAUCUAUGAAAUGGGACCUGAAAAUCACAAUACACUUAAAUGAAUGUAGGUCAUAAUGCAAAACCUUUGUGAGCUUUGCUGUCUGAACUGUUGUACUGAUCUGACCUGGAGUCCACCCCUCCCAGUGUCCUCUCUCCUAAGCCUCUGUCCGGUGGCCGCUGUCAGAAGAAAGUGGCAGAAAUGGUAAUUGGCAGAAAUGCCAUCUGUGCCAUGGUGAGCAUGACAGCCCUUUUGGGGCUAGCAAGGCCCAUCAGGGGCAACUUCUUGUGUGGGUCUCACCUGAAAAUGUUUCUGCCUUAGUAAGGCUGUGUGGAAGUAUAUUCCACAGCUUCAUUGUCUGCUUGUGUGAGAAACACUUUGAUGUUCCAGGCAGCAGGUGUGAAGCAGUCGGUAUCGUCUAGAACUUUCUCCUGCAGGAAAAGUGGCAAAUUGUCCCUUGCUAGUUAUCAUUUAGGUAAUUUGUUUUUGUAAUAGAUGCUUAUCAUUGCAUUUCUUUCCCAUUAUGCACUCCCCUUCAUGUUUCCUCUUGCUAGGUGAAAGCCAUUCUGUACUGGUAAGCAACCUGCUGCCCCUCUUUCUCCUCUCUCCUUCUGAGGCUGACUGAAGGAGCCCUCUGUACAGAUACUGUGUUGCUAUGAAGGAUGACAGAAUUUUGGGGUUUCCUUCUUUCCAUAGUCCUAACACCAUAUCUGCCUUUUUGAUUGAUACCGAAUAUUAAGCUGAUAUUUAUAAAGCUUCUUCUGCAGUGUUUUCCACACAAUCCUGAUGGUUAGUUGUAAACAAGCUGUGCAUGUGCAGGGUUUCCCCACCUUGUGUGUUAUUUUGCAUUUGUUGAGUUUCAUCUGUUUGUUUAUGUAGUCAGUUAGUCCUGAGGGCCUCCUGCAGCUCUUCAGUCACUUCUAGACUGGGAUGUUCCUACAUAGCUUCAUAGGUAACAUAAACAUGGUGUUUUUUGUUUGUUUGCUUUUCCAGAUCUUACAGCAACUUAAGUUGCAGAGAGACAGCAAAUCUCUUUCUGCUGUUAAGAUUUAUUGUUCUUUUCACUUUUUUUUUUCCCCCCCCUCAUUUAAUAAACCAUGAUUUGCUAGUCAGGCAUUGAAAACUUUUACCUGUUAGUACACUCUGAGUAGAUGGCUCAUGUUCUUGUGUGUGUGUGAGCCCAGUAGUCAAAUAGACCCAGGAGACAGGAUUCUGUCUUCAGCAGCUGUGACUUCUCCUGUUGAGUAAUCACCAUUUGUCCAUUCAUUUACCAAACCUAGUAUCAGCUUAAAGCGAUAGAUUAUAGGGUUGAACUUUCUGGUUUGUUGUUCCCAGACCAAAUCCCCUUCCACACACAAAUGUAUAAUUUUUGAUUCCUCUGUUUCAGAAAGUGGUCUAAGUUAGAGGUUUUAUGUUACGGUUAGCACUCCACAGUUCCAUAUUUGAAUUCUUUAUAAGCAUCUGGACCAGUAUCACCAGGCUUUGGCCUUUCAUUAUUUUAUGGAAAUAUUCAUAAACUGACCACUUAAUCUUAGAUAUGAGGACAGUCUCUCAGACGCAUUUAUUAAAAAAAAAAAAAAAAAGAUUAAAUUGUAUUGGUUUGAGAAUAUAGAAGUAAGAAAUCAAAAAUUCAGGGUUUUUUUUCCUACUAUAGCUUUACCUUGCCUUCAUUUAAGAUGUGCUCUCCUAUGCAAUUACUUACUCUACUGGACAGAGACUGAUGCUACUUUAAACAUUUAUCUACCAUUUGAUAUGUCUGUUUGUAUUUAUCUCGUUCUGUGUUUAAAACUUGAUUUGGCGUUUGGUGUUACUUGAAUACUUGGGAUGCAUUCAUUACAGUACACUAUGGUGCUUACUCCAGCUUAUUAAAUAAAAAACCACACUGUGAGAGGCACUGACAAUACACUGUCAGAUUUUUUCCACUACAAUGGAAGUGUCACCUUUCAGAAAUGCAGUUCAGCAGUACUUGCCUAUCCAGAUACUUAUUUUUCCAGAACAAGUUUCUUCCUACAAAACAGCACUUUACAAUGUAGAUUAAGCUAAGAAUGGUGUGGUGUUGUGUGGAUCUUUGUGCAAUAUAGCUGUUUGGUGACUACUGUGUGAUUUGCAAAGCUCCAUGCAGGUGUGAAUCAUCUAGACACUUUUUAGAUAUCUAAAGCUUUAACAGAAAGGCCUUGUUUAAAAUAUUCUGAAAUGUAAAUGUGAUGUCUUUUUUUUUUUUAAUAAAAUCUGAAACUACAG
Messenger RNA from Tyto alba (common barn owl), 7012 nucleotides. It is a transcript of the gene TRIM36, whose product is annotated as tripartite motif containing 36. The record is from RefSeq and is a predicted model, not a curated record. The transcript is spliced from 11 exons. Lineage: Eukaryota; Metazoa; Chordata; Aves; Strigiformes; Tytonidae. Gene Ontology annotation, molecular function: protein binding; zinc ion binding. Bases 107 to 2311 code for a protein of 734 amino acids.